AUGACUAAAGUUUAUCAAUUGAAAAAUGUUCCAUCAAAUGAGGUUGAUUUGCCCGUUGUUUUAACAAUUGCUGGUAGUGAUUCUUCAGGUGGGGCAGGAAUUGAAGCUGAUUUGAAAACAUUUAGUGCGUUUGGUGUUUAUGGUAUGACUUGUAUAACAGCAUUGACAGCGCAAAAUACUAAAGGUGUUAAAACAUUUGAAAAGACAAGUUCUGAAUUGAUUAAACAAGUUUUGAAUGCAAAUUUAGAUGAUUUCUUAUAUAAUUAUACUGGAACAGCACCAUUAAAGGUUAUUAAAACUGGGAUGUUGACCAAAGAAGCAAUCAAAGAAUUUAGUUAUCAACUACCAAAAUUAAAAGAGCAUAAAGUAAAAAUAGUCAUUGAUCCUGUAAUGGUUAGUACAUCUGGUUCGAAAUUAAUCGAUGAGGAAGGAAUGAGCUUAUGUGUUGAUCAUUUGAUCAAAGAUGUCUUUUUGAUUACCCCAAACUAUCCAGAAGCUCAGGAAUUGUACAAUAUAAAAGAAGGUAAAGAAUAUGAAGAAGUGCAAUCAUUAGAAGAUUUCAAGAAUUUGGCAAAGCUGUUGCAACAAUCAUUACAAUGCAAAAAUAUUUUGGUAAAAGGGGGUCAUAUUCCUUUUGAUGCGAAUAAUAAUGUUGCAACUAGUAAUUCAUCUAAAAUCAUUGAUGUUUUGUACCAAAGUGAGCUUGAUGACUGGGUUAUUUUCGAAUCUGAAUUUAUCGAUUCAAAGGAUAAUCAUGGUAGUGGCUGUACUUUAGCUUCAGCAAUCGCAGCUAAUUUAGCCAAAGGUAAAGAAUUAGAUGAUUCAAUUAUACUAUCAAUUGAUUUUAUACAUAAAGGUAUGUCAACUUUGCAAAGAAAAUUAGGAUUUGGUAAUGGACCUUUAAAUCAUUUUGCAAAACCUGCUGCUUCAAUUAGUUCUGUAUUGAACGGAUCAUAUAACGAAGUAAAGAAACUUUUAUCACAACAUGAUAGUUUUUAUCAUUUUUUGACUACUCAUCCAAGUGUUAAAGAUAAUUGGACUAAGUAUGUAAAUCAUCCAUUUGUAAAAGCAAUUGCUGAAAACACUCUACAAUUUGACAAGUUUUUAUACUUUUUAAAACAAGAUUAUCAUUAUUUAAUUAAUUAUGCUCAAAUUCAUGGAUUGGCUGCAUCCACAGCCCCAAAUUAUAAACAAACUCAUGCACAAGCUACAAUCAUUGGUGAAAUAGUAACAGAAAUUGAAAAGCAUAAAGAAAAGUUGAUGAAAAACUACAAUAUUGAUUAUGUGAAGGAUUAUGAAAUCGAUUCGGGGUUGAAACCUGGCAAAGCAUGUCAAGAUUAUUGUGAUUAUUUGCUCAGAAUUGGUAAAAAAGAGAAUUUUUUAGGUAUAAAAGUUGCUGUUGCUCCAUGUCUACAUGGAUAUGCUGAAGCUGGUACAUAUGGCCAAUCUAUAAGAAAAGACACUGAAGUUUUAGGAGUGGUGACUGAAGAUCAAGCUAAAAUUUAUCAAACAUGGUUGGAUGAUUAUACUUCUGACUGGUAUACAAAUGCUGAUAAAGAAGGUAAAAAUGCAUUGGAAUCGUUAAUUAAUGAUAAUGAACUUAAUAUUAAAAGAGUUGAUGAGUUGGUGGAUAUGUUUAAUCAAGUUGUUUUAUUAGAAAUUGAAUUUUGGAAUGAAUGUUUAAAUCUAUAG
This is a messenger RNA of Insectozyma verbasci, 1692 nucleotides long. The record is from the annotation of a GenBank genome assembly. NCBI's taxonomy places the organism in Eukaryota, Fungi, Ascomycota, Pichiomycetes, Serinales, Debaryomycetaceae.